CUUUAUGGGUGGAGCUCACAGUCCGGAAAUGUGUCAGAGAAAAGCUGUGAAACUGAACGUCUCGUUGUUCGCAUGAGUUUGAUGAGGCAGCUUUCACCGGACAGAGCGUCCCACAUGAGUUAAUCAUCAUGAACUCAGCCAGAAAACAGAGCAAAGGAUCUGAGCUGCAGCUGCCCGGAUGUCUGCAAGGUGCUUGAAUGUGGAUGUUAGAAACAAGCUGAAGAUGCAGGGGUCCAUUGCACGAGUGUGUGUGGUGGUGGCCGCUGCCAUAUUAAACCACCCCUUGCUUUUUCCUCAAGAGAACACCACACUCCCGGAACAGGACGAGGAGCUGAUGGCUCGCAUGCGGGAGCACGAGGAGAGGCUGGAAAUAGAGCAGGCCAGGUUGGAUAAAGAGCUUUCACAGCUGGACUCGAAUCAGGAAGAAACCAGCUCAGAGGAAGGUUAUAGUUGGUACUUUUGGAGUGCCGUGUCUUUCAUCAUAUUCUUCACUAUCGAGAUGUACAAGGGGGAUCUUGCUGACACAGAAAUCCGGCCAGUUGAGGAUGAAGACAUAUUUUCAGAGAGUGGAUCCGUCACCCCCAGCACGAUGGUACUAGAUAAGGAUGUCCUGAGAAACUUCUGUGACAAAUGCACUUACACUUCAGCCCAUGAAAACUGGAGGGUGAGGGAGUUUGUCGAGGGUUUUGCUGAUGACUUGCUGGAAUCGCUCAGGAGCGUAUGUGACAGGGAGGCAGACAUGGAAGUCGGGGACUUUGUCGGGAUUGGAAGCAUGUUCGAGUCUUGGAAGGUGUGCAAGCCUCUGAUGUGCGACCUUAUAGUGCCUUUCUCGCCUCCAGAUCCGUAUUGCUUCCAGUUCCAUCUGUGGUGCAGCCCCUCCAAUGAUAUACCGCCACACAUGCAGGGCUGCGGCAAGAUAAAGGUGACCAGGUUCGGGGAGAACGAGGAGGGCUGUCUCUGUGGCUCUGCUAACCUGGGAGAGGACUUGCUUUGUCUGUUGCACAGCAGGAAUGACACACUCAAAGCGGACCACAGUCCUGAUGAACUGCUGUGCUCCAGGAACACACCUUUCUUAGCCAAAGAUCAAGUCAUGAAGUGGUUUCAGAUCUCUGUAACCAAAGCGUGGGGACGCAUCUCUCAGAAGUACGACUUUGUGGUCACUUUUCGCAACCUGGAUGCUGCCGGUGCACUGAAGAUCCGAUUCCGUUCGGGGAAAGUCAUCGUAAUGAACAUCAUACCUGUGGUUCAGCUGGAGGAUACAGAUGCUUAUUUUGUCUCACACUUUCCAUCAGACUGUGACAGCCCUCCUGACCCUUACUGGCCCCUCUCUUUUGCUGUCUACGAAAGGAAUUUGCUGAAACAUUUCGCUAAACGCCUACCACCAAAUUCCAGUCAUUUACACUGCCUUCAGAUUGUUACUUUCCUACACAGAAAGCAGACAGGGCUCACAGGGAAAAGUGCCCUUACUAACUACCACUUAAAGACUGCUCUGUUGCACUUGUUGCUGAGUAAAAGGCCCUCUGUGUGGGGCAGAGAGAGUAUGGAGCACAGGCUUCGGGAUUUGCUCAGCUUCUUGCAGGGGAGCCUACAGGAGAAGAGACUUCAUCAUGUUCUGGUUGGGAACAGUAAAGUGCCAGAAGAAGUCCAGGUUCCUGAGAUAAUUCGCAAAGCAGAGCCCAUCAAUCUGUUCCGGUCUCUGGUGUUGCAGAGGGAGCUUUAUGCAGCAACAAUCAGGCAUUUCCAUGAGAUGUUGAGAAAUGCAUCUGUGCUCAUACAAGAGUACACACCUCACUUAUCAAAUGGAGGUUUACACCACAGCCUAAAUGGAAGUGUGUGAGCUUUGUAGUGUCGUCUGAAUUAGUUCUUACUUGUAGCACUAGCGGAUCUUAAACUAUCAUUCAGUGUUGCUGAAAAUAAUGUUACAAAUAGUUACACCAGAUACACAAAUACUGAAAUGAAAAGGUGCACAUACAACAGUUAUUUUAUUUAUGGCUGAUAUCUAGACAUGCAGUUGUUUCUGCUGAAGCUGCUUUCUUUACACUUCACGAGGUAACCAGUGUAAUAAUAUACAUUAGCAGCAUUUCAAUAGUGGGUUCUCUCAUUUGUAAAAUCUAGCAGCAGUGUGUUCUACAAGAUUUGAUAGGUAUAUUGUUUACCCAUGAAGAGUUAUUUUUAAUUCAGUCUGUAGGACUGUUUCUGAAGCUUAUACAUCAUAUUGCUUGUUUUACAGGCUUAACCUGAAGGAGAGAUUUUCAGUAGAUAUCCCUCUGCCUCUAAAAGAAGCAGCGGCCAGUAAUAUACAUGAAGGAUGAUAAUUUUACAAAUACUUUUCACCAUUCACCUAAAGAAAGACCAAGCACUUUUGUCAGAUGGGGAAACAUGCAGGUCAAAGGUCAAAAUGGGAAUCAUUUCCCAAACAGUAUAGCAGUGUUUUUGUUUUCUUUCAUACUGAUGGCAGCUAAUUUUGUAAUGUUCAAUGUUAAGUACUUUUUUUCUUUUAUUAUUGCUUAUUGUUACAUUUCCACUGUGUUCAUGUCAAAUCUUUGGUAGACCUCCAGUUUAUUAAAUGGGAACAACAUGUGUAGCUUAGGGUGGGGAAACAUAAUGUAGUUUAUUGUAACACAGACAGGAAAUUCAGAUUCAGGCCAGAGUCAUUACAUCCACAUUAUCAGAAAAAGUGCCACACUUUGAAAUGGAUCACUGAAAACACCUUGCGUUAUAUUUACUUCACUGUACCUCAUUCCCAUUAUGGUGAUUUCAUAUUUUCCCCCAAAUAAGUAUUAAAAAAAACAAUAAGUUUUAAACAAUUAAAACACCAUUACCCUCUUCUCACUGUAUCCCGUAAAUGUUAACUCAUCAUGGUAUUUGCUGCUGUAUUUUUUCCUAUUACAUCAAAGUUUGAAAAUCAGAUUGACUACAGAAUAAUCAUGACCAAAAACAAAAAAUUUAACAGUUUAAGGUUUUGAUCACUUAUAGGCCGUAGUCAUAGUUGGGUUUCCCCUCGACAUAAGUCUUGUAGAAGGCCUUGUAGGUGUCCACACUGUGCAUGGAGGCUUUGACAGCCGGGUCCUCCAACAUGCGCUCUGUCCACUUCUUCAGCUCAGGUGUGCUGUCAAGGCAGCUGAAAAGACAAAGGGAAUCAAAUCAUUCACCUAAGACCAAAUUACAACACAUGAAGAUAUGUCGCACUCAUAAAAUACGACAUAUCAGAUGUCAUGAAGGAAAGAUGACAAAGACUUGACUUAUAUGUUCCUGUGAGAGUGCCUGCUCUUUAUUAUACAGGUCUUACUUUUAUAUUGUACCUAAUUUUUGUACUUUUUGCUCCACUGUACGGUGACCUUGAGUGUUUUGAAAUGCUUCUAUAAAUAAAAUCUAUUUAUUUUUAAA
Siniperca chuatsi (mandarin fish) is the source of this 3387-nucleotide messenger RNA. RefSeq names its product inositol 1,4,5-trisphosphate receptor interacting protein. The coding region runs from base 179 to 1837 and encodes 552 amino acids. The record is from RefSeq and is a predicted model, not a curated record. Gene Ontology annotation, cellular component: membrane. Lineage: Eukaryota; Metazoa; Chordata; Actinopteri; Centrarchiformes; Sinipercidae. The transcript is spliced from 2 exons.